Molecule: messenger RNA, 627 nt
Organism: Pichia membranifaciens NRRL Y-2026
Lineage: Eukaryota; Fungi; Ascomycota; Pichiomycetes; Pichiales; Pichiaceae
Exons: 1
Biological process (GO): lipid metabolic process
Source: RefSeq, a predicted model, not a curated record
CUCUGCUCGGGCUCCUCGGGAAACGUCCAGGUCGAGCACGUCUACCGGGGGACGGUCUCCGGCGUGCUCUUCAGAGACGACGACCACCGUGAGAUCGUCGUCGCCCUUAAGGGGACCACGUCCGACGAGGAAUGGCUCAUGGACUUCAAGAUCUACCCCAUGCCCUACCACUUCCUCAGCAAACGCAAGAAGGGCUGGCGCAAGUACUUCUCCUUCGACAGCGACUGCCGGGGCUGCACCGUCCACAAGGGCUUCUACGACGGCUCCAAGGAGAUCUACGACAACAUGUUCGCCCAGAUCGCCGAGCUUGCGCACGCCUACCCGGACUACACCCUAGUCGUCACGGGCCACUCCUUGGGCGGCGCCAUCGCCCCGAUCAUCGCCAACGAGUUGCUUUUCCUUCCCGCCGACAGGACCAUCACCGUCAUCUCCUUCGGCAGCCCCAAGAUCGGCAACAAGUUGUUCGCCAAGUGGGUCGACGAGGCCUGGAACACCCGCUACCACUACGACAACCUCCACUCCGGCCUGCACAAGUCUGCCUACAUCCGGGUCAGCCACAAGGACGACGUCGUCCCGCUGCUCCCAGUGAAACAGUUGGGCUUCUACCACUGCGGCAUCGACCUCUAC